Messenger RNA from Tachysurus fulvidraco (yellow catfish), 4569 nucleotides. It is a transcript of the gene dyrk1b, whose product is annotated as dual-specificity tyrosine-(Y)-phosphorylation regulated kinase 1B. Gene Ontology annotation, cellular component: nucleus. The transcript is spliced from 12 exons. Gene Ontology annotation, molecular function: ATP binding; protein serine/threonine kinase activity; protein serine/threonine/tyrosine kinase activity. The coding region runs from base 804 to 3188 and encodes 794 amino acids. Gene Ontology annotation, biological process: peptidyl-serine phosphorylation; protein autophosphorylation; peptidyl-threonine phosphorylation. Lineage: Eukaryota; Metazoa; Chordata; Actinopteri; Siluriformes; Bagridae. The record is from RefSeq and is a predicted model, not a curated record.
GGCGCGCAGAGCCAGUCGCGGAGUGAUCGAGAUUAACGGGCAGCUGAGAGGGGGGGCUUUUCCCUUACAGCGCUAAUUGUAGCUAAGCGGUGCGACACGGAAAUCAUCCCGGUUUUUAACUUUUUAUUGGGUUUGAUUUUUGUUUAUUUAAAUGUAAAUGUUGUUGACUGGGUCCCGCUCCCCCCCCCUCAGGCUGCACCACAACAGCCCACAAUCAGACCGACGGACGGACGGAAAGCCGAUGGCAGGCGACGCGAAUUAGCUUAGCCGGAGAAAGCUAGCCAUAAGAUCCAUCUCUCUCUCCGGUGGGGAAACGGACACCACCGGGAAACACACGGGAAUCUAACACAAGGGUCGCCGUUAUUUCACAGUGAGCUCAGCAUCUGUGGGGAUAAAGAACAGAGGCAGCGGCUAGCAAACAAACCCGGGGACUAUCUGUGUGAUUCCGGCGUUUUUACCUCAGAGCUGCUGCUGCUGCUGCUGCUGCUGUUACUGCAGCCGCCGGGACUCGAACUGACAAGGGGGACUUUCGCUCUUACACAAAAUAACAGUUACUGUAUAAAAGUGUUGUUUCCAAAAACAGAGCAUUUGCUAAACCCGUCGCCCCCGUGACAGGGGUGUCGGUAUCGGGGGGAGGGGGGUCCCGAUUAUCUGGCCGGGUUUCCGCGGGGUUUCUGUGGAGCUUUAGGACGGAGGCGAGCAGAAAUAACGCUGCUACUAAAUGGCUGCUGCCGCUGCUGCCGCUUCGGGAACCUGGGAACGAACCGCCGCCGCCUGAGGAGCUCCACACAAAAGCCUUUCCGAUGGUGAUCACUUCAUCCGUGGAGGAGAAGCCGCAGCCUUCUAACAGAAUGGUCGCCAACCUGUCGACCGACUCCUGGGUCGGCACCUCGGAUCAAAGUCGCUACGUACCGCAGUCUCACCUGCUCCGGAAGCCGUCCAAAAGUUCAGGAUGUAUGCCCCCCUCCUCGUCCCUGUGUUUCUCCCCCGCUGAGCGAAACAUGUCGAGCCAGCACACUCAUCCUGGAUUAAGCAACAUCCAGUCCAUGGCAGAACAGCAGCAGGUGCUGUCUGAUAUGACCAUUCUGCAGAGGAGGAUCCCACCGAGUUUCAGAGACCCCGCGAGUGCGCCACUCAGAAAACUCUCAGUUGAUCUCAUCAAGACUUACAAGCACAUCAAUGAGGUGUACUACACUAAGAAGAAGCGACGUGCGCAGCAGGUUCCGCCCGAGGACUCGAGCACCAAGAAAGAGCGGAAAGUUUACAACGACGGCUACGAUGACGACAACUACGACUACAUCGUGAAGAACGGGGAGAAGUGGCUUGACCGUUACGAAAUCGACUCACUCAUCGGCAAGGGCUCCUUUGGACAGGUGGUGAAGGCGUACGAUCACCACGAGCAGGAGUGGGUGGCCAUCAAGAUCAUCAAGAAUAAAAAAGCCUUCCUGAACCAGGCACAGAUUGAGCUCAGGCUCCUCGAGCUCAUGAACAAACACGACACUGAGAUGAAAUACUAUAUAGUCCACCUAAAGCGGCACUUCAUGUUCCGUAAUCACCUGUGUUUGGUGUUUGAGCUGCUCUCCUAUAACCUGUACGAUCUGCUGCGUAACACUAAUUUCCGUGGCGUGUCGCUCAACUUGACACGGAAGUUCGCUCAGCAGCUGUGCACGGCGCUGCUCUUCUUAGCCACACCUGAGCUCAGCAUCAUCCACUGCGACCUGAAGCCUGAGAACAUCUUGCUGUGUAACCCCAAACGCAGUGCCAUCAAAAUUGUUGACUUCGGCAGCUCCUGUCAGCUUGGCCAGAGGAUCUAUCAGUACAUACAGAGUCGGUUCUACCGUUCUCCGGAGGUGUUGUUGGGAAUGCCGUAUGAUCUGGCCAUCGACAUGUGGAGUCUCGGGUGCAUCUUGGUGGAGAUGCACACGGGGGAGCCACUAUUCAGUGGCUCUAAUGAGGUGGAUCAGAUGAAUAAGAUUGUGGAGGUGCUGGGUGUUCCUCCAAACCACAUGCUGGAUCAGGCACCUAAAGCACGUAAAUACUUUGAUAAGCUCUCAGACGGCCUGUGGACCGUCAAGAAGAACAAGGACAUAAAGAAGGUACUUUAUCCUUCAGCCUCUGAGUAUAAGCCUCCUGCAACGCGGCGUCUCCAUGAGAUUUUGGGGGUGGAGACUGGGGGUCCUGGGGGAAGGCGAGCUGGGGAACAAGGCCACGCCCCUUGUGAUUAUCUGAAGUUUAAGGACCUGAUCCUGCGCAUGCUGGAUUAUGACCCCAAAACGCGCAUCACGCCGUUCUACGCCCUGCAGCACAACUUCUUCAAAAAGACCACAGAUGAGGGAACAAACACCAGCAGCUCCACCUCCACCAGCCCAGCCAUGGACCACAGCCACUCCACCUCCACCACCAGCUCUGUGUCCAGCUCUGGUGGAUCCAGCGGUUCUUCCAAUGACAACCGAAACUAUCGGUACAGCAACCGAUACUACAACAGUGCCGUCACACACACAGACUACGAGAUGCAGAGCCCACAGGCUCCGUCUCAGCAGCAGUUGCGUAUCUGGCCAGGCAGUGAUAGUAGUGACUCGUCGUACCCGCAGCUCCUGCUGCACAAACCGGCCGCUACGCAGCAGCGCCACUUCCUGAGCGGAGCGGCCAUGAUGGAGACGUUGCAUCCACACCCUGUCUACGGCCGCCAGCUUCGCCAGCAGGGUCCGGCCCAGGGUCAAGGGUCACAAGUUCCAGGCUCACAAGGCCAAGGCUCGCAAGGCCAGGCGAUGAUGUCAUCGCCGCCGCCAUCGUCACAGGACAGCAUCGAGCUGAGUCUUGGCGGCCAUCAUCAGCAUCACCACCAUCACCAAUUGGCUCAGUCUUCCUUGGCUCCGCCCCUUUCUCUUCCUCCGUCGAGCCUGGACUCCAGUCAGUACGGCUCCUCCAACCUCCACCUGGGAAUCUCUGCCUUUCGGACUAGAACGGCCUCUCAGACGCAGCAGAUCGCACAAGCCCCGCCCACUCAGGACAGCAUGGGCUAUGUCCCGCCCUGUUACCCCGGAAACAACAAUAACAACCCACCACAGGGAGGUGGAGUAAUUACUGGAGCACCUCCCAGAGGCGGGGUUAGACCCGAUUCGUCGGAGGAUUCCAUCAUGAUGGGAGGUGGGGGGGGUGGAGGCGGGCAGAGCGCGGCCAACUCUUGAUAAAUCUUGAACAAAUUACGCAAAGCCAUACACGAAAAAAUUGAAAAACUAAAAAAAUUUUAACGUAAAUGAUUUAACAAAAACAAAAAUACACAGACAUGUAGUACACACACACACACACACACACACACUCAGAAACACCACACAGAGAAAAAACUUUUACGUUUCUUUUUUUUUUGCAAACUUUUGCAUGGGGAGGAGGAGGAGGAGGAAAGUGAGAAGGAAAUAACAUUGUUAAACAUUUUAGAACGACGUGAGCAGAGGGAUGAGUGAAGCCGUCAGAGAGAGUCAGAAGGUUCGUUUUUAUUACUAUUAUCAAUUCUUCUUCUUCUUAUUAUUAUUAUUAUUAUGGGAUUUUAUGUGAUUUAAGGGUAGGUUUGCAGCGAGAGAUUUACGAUUAUUUUGUUGGAAUUUUUGUUGUUUUAUUUUGUUUCCGAGGAACGAAACAUUGACGAGCGUUGGAUUGGAGUGAUGAAGGUUAGAGAGAGAGAGAGAGAGAGAGAGAGAGAGAGAGAGAGAGAUGAAGAAACAGCACCAUGGCAUCUGCAUGUGUCGAUUAUGGGUUAUACGAUAUAUCGCAAUAUUCAGCAUGAUAUUGUUACUGUAGAUGUUUUAUAGCAGGCAGCAGAGACAAAGUCAGUUUUUUUUUGUAAACGUAGCAGAAACACAGCAGCCUAUAAACGUCUGCCUCUGCUGCCUCUGCUGCCUCUGAGGUAGCCGUUCAUGUACAAUAACUAUCUCUGAAAUUGUAGAAACGCUCGUAACCUUUUUAAUACAAAGCGUUAAACAAACUUCAGCUUUAAAUAUGAUGUUAAAUACUUUAAAUGAUGUGAUAAUAUGGUGCGUGUGAUACGAUUGGGCUGUUUAUAUUCUAUAAUAGUUAUAACAGGAAUGUUUUAUCAGCUUUCACUGUUUCUGUGCUGUCGUGCCACCAUAUCUGGGAGACUGAACACUAAUAUCGCAAUAUAUCGUAUGACUGUCGUAUCGACACACACACACACACACACACACACACACACACACAUCUAGGUGGAGGUGACAGCUAUAAUUCACAUCCUCUCCAGCGUGUACACGUGUGAGAGAGAAGGAAGGAUCCAGUACGAUUUAUACUGUUGUUUUUCUGAAGUCUAGUGCUGAGUGUAUAUUGUUUAUAAAUUAAUUUAUUAAGAGUCACUACAGAGAGAGAGAGGGAUGGAGGGAUGAGGGAGAGAGAAAGACAAGGUGGGUGUGGUGUUUGUUUUUUUUAUUUAUUUGAUGUUUUAUUUAUUAUUUUGUCAGACAGGUGACACACAUUUUUGUUACGUUUUUCAUUCUGGUUGGCUGACACUGGCUUCUCUGAUCUCAAACUCUGAAACAAAUAAAAUGAAGAAAAUGACAGAAA